This is a messenger RNA of Morone saxatilis (striped sea-bass), 3199 nucleotides long. It is a transcript of the gene ikbke, whose product is annotated as inhibitor of nuclear factor kappa B kinase subunit epsilon. Bases 215 to 2386 code for a protein of 723 amino acids. Lineage: Eukaryota; Metazoa; Chordata; Actinopteri; Moronidae. Gene Ontology annotation, molecular function: protein serine/threonine kinase activity; ATP binding. The transcript is spliced from 21 exons. Gene Ontology annotation, biological process: peptidyl-serine phosphorylation. The record is from RefSeq and is a predicted model, not a curated record. Gene Ontology annotation, cellular component: cytoplasm.
AGCUGUUUCCGUUUCCCACUACGGAAGAAGUUUGUCUCGUAGGCGUUGUUGUUCUCCGAGGUAGUUGGAUUUACGGUAAAAGCUCGGAGCACUUUGUAGCUGUAACUGGUGACUAUCGCCAUAUUUCCCGGGAUAAACAGUCGAGCUGCGACCGGCAGACCGGAAGAGGCUAUCGAGGGCAGCUGUUAGAUUAACGCACCGCGAACAGUACAGCAUGUCAGGGUUGACAGGCAGCACAACAAACUACCUCUGGUCUUUACAAGAUGUCCUCGGUCAAGGGGCUACUGCCAGUGUCUACAAGGCACGUAACAAGAAGUCAGGUGAACUGGUAGCCGUAAAGGUGUUUAACACUGUGAGCUACAACCGCCCCCAUGAGGUCCAGAUGAGAGAGUUUGACAUGCUGAGGAAGCUCAACCACAGCAAUAUUGUACGGCUGUACACUGUGGAAGAGCUGCCCUCUAAACACAAGGUACUGGUGAUGGAGUAUUGUUCAGGAGGAAGUCUGCUCAGCCUGCUCGAGGAGCCAGAAAACGCCUUUGGCCUGCCUGAAACAGAGUUCCUCACAGUUUUGCAGUGUGUCGUACAGGGCAUGAACCACCUGCGAGAAAAUGGAGUGGUACACCGGGACAUUAAGCCAGGCAACAUCAUGCGGCAGGUUGGGGAGGACGGCAAGUCUGUUUAUAAGCUGACUGACUUUGGAGCAGCAAGAGAGCUGGAAGAUGAUGAGAAGUUUCUGUCUAUCUACGGAACUGAGGAGUAUCUGCACCCAGACAUGUAUGAACGAGCAGUGCUACGAAAGCCUCAUCAGAAAUCCUACGGAGUGAGUGUAGACCUGUGGAGUAUUGGUGUGACGUUUUACCACGCUGCCACCGGGAGUCUUCCCUUCACACCGUAUGGAGGACCCCGGAGGAACAAGCCCACCAUGUAUAAAAUAACUACAGAGAAGCCUAUGGGGGCAAUAGCAGGAAUACAGCGGGUGGCGGAUGGACCUAUAGAGUGGAGCUACAAACUACCUCACAGCUGCCAGCUCUCUCAGGGUCUGGCGGUGCAGCUGGUUCCUGUACUAGCAGGUAUACUGGAGGCUGACCAAGAGAGGUGUUGGGGUUUUGACCAGUUCUUCACAGCCACCACUGACAUACUGCAGCGGCAGCCAGUUCAUCUCUUCUCUCUGCAACAGGCCAAGGCACAUUGCAUCUACAUACACCACUACAACACGGUGUCGAUAUUCCUCGAGGAGGUGGCGUCUCAGACUGGUAUAGGAGUACAGCUGCAGCAUUUACUAUACCUGGGUCACAACCUCCCUCUGGAGGGCAACAUGAAAGUGGUCAACCUCCCAAGUACUUCACCUGCCCGGCCCCUCAUUCUGCUCAGCUACGGGGCUGAAGCAAAUACCAGCCUGCCCUUCAGAGAACUGGAGACUCCAGUCAUCCCAUCCAGGUUUGAUGUAAUGGCAGACUACAACUUCUCAAAGGUAAUAGUGGGAGUUGUCCACCAGUAUCUGAGGAUAGUACAGUUGCUGCACACACACCGAGAGCUGCUACUGCAAGGAUACUACAGCUACAUGAUGAGGUUGCGCAGGGAGUGUGGAGAAGCAAUGCACAGUAUUGCGAUGAUCACCAUUAGACUGCAGUCUUGCCUCAACACAGAACACAGGAUUUACACACUAGGCCACUACGCUUCAGAAAACCAAGGUUCAGCUGAUAACGGUCAAAAGCUGAAGCUGGUCCAUGAGCACUUGCCUAUAUACGCUGCUGGCAUCCAAGAGUUUCAGAACCGACUGGACCAUCUGCAGAUUGAACAGGCCAAGCUCGCAGAGACGCUGGCCAAUGACAAGAGCUGUCAGAAGAUGGAGAUGCUGCUGCAGAAGAUAAUGACAAUUCAUCAGCAUUAUCGUAAAGACAGACUUACCGGCAAGUUGGCAUACAAUGAUGAGCAAAUCCACAAGUUUGAGAAAAUCCACCUGUCAUCCCACAUUAAGCGAGUGAAAUCUCUCUUUAGAGAGGACUGCUUGCAGAGAUACAAAGAACUUUUGGCCUCAACAAGGACAUGGAGCAGUGUUUUACUGGAGAUGCAGACCCGACUGCAGGAUUUCAGCUCUUUCUCCACAGGCUUGUUGGCAGACCUGCAGAUGAGUGAGCAGCGCCAAAAUAAGGCUCUGGACGGGAUCCUUAUCAGUCUGCAGUCCAGUAGAGCAGGACAACAACAGCAGCCAGGAACCACAUCCAUCAACAAGGACCAGAUGGUCUCCAGGAUGCACCGUCUGAAGGAGGAAAUGGAGAUUUUGGUGAGAGAGCUACAGUGUAACAACAGCGUUAUUGAGAGCCUGGGAGCAGUGAACUCGCCAGCAGCUCUGGAGCCAAGCUUGGCCCGACCUUCUACGCUGUGACAAAAAAAAGUGCAGCAUCUUUGCAUCUUAACUCACAAAUGCACAUACACACUCUCUGACAAACACCACAUUUUUACUGCCACUCAUGAACUGUUAUGGACAAUGUACUGGAUCGUCUUUCAAGGACCGGCUGCAGCUUUUGCUGUAGGAAGAGGAAGCAGCCAAAGACAAUCAAUAAAAUGUGAAUCUCAAUUAAGAGAUAAGAUGCACAGAAUGGAGAAGGAGGAAACGCAGCUGAUGGAUUUUUAGUCAGCGUGUUUGUGUGUGCGUGUGCUUGGUGAAUGCAGCAGUUCAAUAUAAACCUCAUUAAUGCCUUUAGUGUUAUUGUAUUUCUAAUAGGCUGCCAGAGUGAUGGACAUCAAGAUAAAUCAAAAUGAAUGCAAAGUCAGCUGCUGGAGCAUUUAUCUAAGGCUGUGUUUCUUUUUUGUCCCACAGAAGAAGCAGUGCGACAUCUGGAGGAACUUAAAUGUUUACUUUAACCAGACUGACUGAAUAUCUGUGUGUCUGUCGUCUGCUGUCCUUUUCUCUAAUGCUUGAUCAUUCAAAUGGAUUCAUGUGACUUCAUUUCAAGGUUUACUUCGGGUAUAUUAUUGUCAAUUCAAUAAAGUUAUAGUAAUUGAUUACGUCAUUGGUUGUCAGCGUCUCCAAGCACACAGCACUUUUAAAGUUACAUUUCUUACUCUUCCUGUUUAUGUUUAACGUGAACAGUAAGUUAUUCCUUUUAUUAUAGGUUUCACUGUAAAAGAGAAGUAAUAUCAGGGAAACUCAGCACUUACCACUGUGUGUCCUUUUUAACAGAACUACAUAAAGCCA